AUGUGGAGAGCGACUGCGCCACCGCGGCGGAAGGAGACGACGCCGCCGCCGAAGGAGCGGAAGCGGAUGGUGCUUGUGCCGCCGCUCUUCGACUAUCCUCCCAUCGCCGCGCGCACAAGGAUGUCAGUGCCGGCAUACAAAGUAAUGUUUGGAAAGCUCUCGCUGCAAAGCCUGUUCGACGACUACUUCGAUCAAGCUGGGAAUAUGACAUCAUGGAUCAUGCUGAAGGCAUUAGAAGAACCAAAUAUUGAUUUGAUUGCUACUGCCUCUGCCCCAGCUGACAAAAAAUGUGGAACGGAAGUAAAGGGGGAUGCUCUAUUCCGCUGGCAAAAAGAACCAGACAAUCCCCAUACCUUUGUGGACCUUCUUGUGUCCACUUCAACUACGUGGCAGCUGCGGUCAUCUGCGUACUAUCCUCAGUAUGGUAUUGGCGCAUUUGGAACAUUACCUUUACCAAUGGGAAACAGGGUGUGUUCAGAAGAUUCUGGGGUUGUGGGCUUAAGAUAUGGUUCAGAGAAUUUAUCACUUGGGGCAUCUUUUGUGCCAUUUCCUUUAUCCGGGGAAGUGCCCUCUGGAGCAUGGUUGGUUGGGAGAAAUGGGAACUUGAGUGCAGGAGUUCAAUACAAGCCACUUGGUGGAAACAAACAUCCUAUGCCGUUUACAGAUCCAAAGAAUUGGAAUGGUGCAAUUAGUUACUGCAUUGGUUCAACUAGCUCACUCAGCCCUUUAUCCACUUUUACCCUUGAGCUUGCCAGAAUUGACAAUGUCAUUCUAUCAACACAUGGUUGUUCAAAGAGGGGUAAGGGCAGUUCUCUUUCAUUUUGUCUUUACAAAGUGUUACUUCUCUUUUCGCAUCACAAUGUAGCUACAGCUCAGGUUCAGGAAGAAAAGGUGAAAAAUCCUAAAGAAGAUAAAGAUGUGGUUGAAAUUACAAACUACAUUGAUUUUGGACUUGAGUUUACUGCAAGGAUUGAUAACGAUAAACCGACUGAGAAUGGCAAUUCCUUGUUCAAGUUAGCUGCAAGUUUGCAAGCUAAUAAGAACUUCCUAUUGAAGGGAAAGCUUGGUCCCUCCAAUUCUUCUAUAGUUCUGGCACUCAAAUCAUGGUGGAGAUCAUCAUUUACAUUCAGUCUCACAGCUGUGAAGGAUCAUUCAAAGGGUACAACAUCAUUUGGAUUUGGCAUUCGAACAGAAGAUCUGAGACAACCCAGUUACGAAAGAGCUGAUCCAAACUACAUUAUGUUGACACCAACCAUGGAACACUUGGCACAAGAUACUGGGAAACGGCCCGUGUUCCAGGCAGUUAUGAUCAUUUACCAACAGACUUGA
Molecule: messenger RNA, 1329 nt
Organism: Miscanthus lutarioriparius
Lineage: Eukaryota; Viridiplantae; Streptophyta; Magnoliopsida; Poales; Poaceae
Source: the annotation of a GenBank genome assembly